Schistosoma guineensis is the source of this 2508-nucleotide messenger RNA. Lineage: Eukaryota; Metazoa; Platyhelminthes; Trematoda; Strigeidida; Schistosomatidae. The record is from the annotation of a GenBank genome assembly.
AUGUCAACGCAGACAAAUCAAGCGCGUAACGUAGUUGGGUUCGAGGUAUCGGAUAUUGGGGGUCUUCGGAGAGUGUUUGCAAAACCAACUUUUAACAGUGAAAAAUUUGCGAAAAAUGUAUCCAAAAAUGGAGAUACGGCUACUAGCAAUAUGCUGGAAAAAGUUAACAUUAUAUCCUCUGAAGCUGCCAGCAAGAUGAAACGUGCAGUUUUUGAAAAUUACAAACUGUUUAUUAAGGCUGGUAAAGCCGCUAGCCAAUUAGAAAACACAAUGCACCAAAUUCACAACGAAUUUACUGAGAAGCAACGUGUAAUGAAUACUCUUACUGAGCUAUCUUUAUUUAACGACAUUAUUACUGAUGUAUCUGCUUCAGAACGUGCUGUGUCCAUAUCACAGGUUGAUGAAAAAACUGAAAACUUACCCUGUAGUGAGCAUUCUGGAAUUUCGGCAACCCAAUUGGCCGAACUGGUAGAGGGAGCUUCCGUUUUGGUCGGGGAUUCAAGUCGUCGUGUUAUAUUUGAUGGGGAUCUGCGCGAAUUAAGUAUGAAUGAUUUCACUUUUGUUUGCAUGGCUCGGGUCUUUGUAUUAACAGAUACUUUGGUUAUUGCAUAUCACAGUCAAUCUGGUUCCUCGUACCCAUAUCGUCUUCAGUCAACGUAUGAUUUGAACAACUUUGCUGUGGCUAAUUUUCCUCCCAUGGAUCGCCUUCAAACUCCAAAUAAUGCGUUUAAAUUAAUAGUUUUUCCUACUAAUCGUCUUUUCCAAACUGAAACGCCCAGUGACAAGAAACGUUGGUUAACAUUAUUGGAUGAAGCGAUGCGUAAAUAUCGAAAUACUAAUUCGUAUGUUGCAUCAAAUUUAAAAUCCGAUUCCCAUAUUACUACAAAUUCUUAUGACGUUUUGGAUCACAAUUCUAUGAAGUUGAGUAUGUUACCUCCAAAGGUAUCUGCUGAAGCUGUUGUUGCUGGUCAUAAAGCUUUGUCUUCCACUUUACCUGAUUGUGUAGACCUUUUAACACCUAUCGAUAAAUUGGAUUUGUCUGCUAAAAAAAAUCCUUUUGAUGAUUCCCAUGAAACUGUUAAAUCUCCCAUGGCAAAAGUUGGAAGUCAUAAAUCUCGACAUAAUUGGUUAUGGGAUGUACCAGAAGAUUUAGAUGUAGCAAUUUCUGAACGAAAUUUUCAACGUGCUACUAAUUUAAUUGUAAAAGCUAAAGAAUCAUUAAAUCAAAUACUGACUGGAGAUAUAUCAAAACCAUCUAUGGAUACAAAUAUACAGUCAUCUAAUUCUAGUACACCAGGUCAAAUAUCUGAUACUGUUGAUCAUAGAUCUAAAACAGAUUGGGAGAAAUUAUCUAAGCGUAUUGAACGUAACGAACGAAAUCUUACAGAAUCUUUGCAAUAUGAAUUAGUAUCAGCAGCUUGUAGACAUGGCGCUCCUAAAUCCGUGAAAGCAGCUGUUUCUCAAUUAGGUUUACUUGGUAAAGCAUCUCUUGCAGCUGAAUUAUUUCUAGUUUAUCGUUCACAAGUAAUGACAAAGUCUUUAACACAUGGUGUACAUCAAGAGGGCAAUCAAUUAAUCUAUUUAAAUAAAUUAUCGCUUACUUUCCAUCGUAAUUUAGCUGAAACAGCUGUAGAAUGGUGUCAAAGUGUAGUUAAACCGUUGGGUGAAAUUCUUGCCUCAAAAACUAAUGGUAUAUCACCGCAACAAUUUGAAAAUAUCUGUUCUUUAAAAUUUUAUAGUUGGACAUUGGAUGAGACCGAGAAAUUCGGUCAACAACUUCGUGUUCUACUGAUCGAUAGUCAUGCAGUAUCAUUUUAUUCGAUGGCUUAUGCUGCUCAACGAAUUAAGGCACAUGCUGAUAAGCUUACUGAAUUACUGAGUGUUGAUAUUUCUUCUACUCUCAAUCGAAGCUUAUCACGUGCAUGGAAACGUGCUGCUGAUGAACAGUCACGUUUACUCUGUGAAGCUGUUGAAAAUCGUGCAAAACAAGAAUCUUGGGAAACUUUAUCAAAUCUACCUAAAGGGGAACAAGAUAAAAUCAUUGCAGAUCUAUUGGAAUUUGGAAUACUCAACCAAUAUACCGCAGCUGAUUAUGGUUUAAAAUUAACAAUGAGUACAUAUUACCUAAUUCGGUCUCUACGACAAUUUAUUCAAAGUGUCCAUCUAUUAAAUUGUUCCGAGUUAGAUUUAACUUUAAUAUCGUGUUUCGUACAAACAUUAAAUUCAGAACUUGAUUGUUUUGAACGUGUUUCACCUAUUGAUAUUUCUGAUCCGGCUAGACAAUCUAUCAUUAUAAUCAAUUUAGAAUUUUUAAUCAAGACCAUUGUGCCCAAAUUUGGUAAUAUUUUAAAUUGUCCCGAAAAUUCAACUAUCCAACAACUGGUCUCCAGUUUGAAAACGUCACUUCAAAAUAUUAAAGGUUUAGAAGAGGAAGAAACAGUGGUGGUGACGACGGCGGCGAAAAAAUCGAAUGUUGUUGUUGACGAAGAAGGAGGUGAUGUUAUAUAA